GAGGGAGCAGAAGUAAUGUUUAAUACAGCUGUGUUUAUAACCUGAAUAAAACUAAGUGUUUACAGCAGCUAAAAGAUGGUACAUUCCUGAUGAAUUGGAUCAAGGUGGAUAUGAUGGAUCAGUACUGUCUGCGGUAUAUUUGCACAGUUUUGAGGAAUCUCAGUACAAACGCUGAAAGGUCCUAGGAACGCAACAUGCAGAAAAUGAAGUCCUUGUUUGUGAACGUGGCCUGGAAUUUUUCCAUCUGUCUGCAAAGUGAGGUUUUGGCAGAACAAAAAUGAUGUGUGGCUGAUAAAAAAAUAGUGUCUCUCCGCUAUGCCCAGACGAGGGUUGCCACUGCAGGUCCGGGUGCGCUGGCUCCUCCUGGGUAUAUUCUUCGUACUUGUCUUUCUGUUCUUUGCCUACUUGCUGGAAUGCACUCCGCCUGCAGAUGUGAGUCAUGUGUUGCCUGGUCUUGGAGCAGAACCUUACGGUAAGGAAUAUUACCAGGCCCUGCUGCAAGAACAGGAGGAGCGGCACCUCAGCAGAGCAGCCAGCCUCAAGAGGCAGAUUGCCCAGCUCAAGCAGGAGCUGCAGGAAAUGAAUGACAAGCUGAAAAGCCUGCAGGAGAAAAAAGAGGGACCUGGGCCACAAAUUGGCCUGGUUGAUGGCAAAGACCAAGAACCCAGUGACCUGCUAGAAUUCUUACAUUCACAGAUCGAUAAGGCAGAGGUGAAUACAGGAGCCAGGCUCCCCAGUGAGUAUGCUUUAGUGCCUUUCGAAAGCUUUACAACCUCUAAGGUCUAUCAGCUGGAGAUGGGCCUGACUCGACAUCCUGAGGAAAAGCCUGUACGUAAGGACAGGCGAGAUGAACUCGUGGAAGUAAUUGAGGCAGGUCUGGAUGUUCUAAACAACCCAGAUGAAGAGGAUGGCCAGGAGGAGGAUAUUCCAAUGCAGAGGCAGACUUUUACAGAGAGCCAUUUUCUCGAGGGGCUUUACAGGACUGAGCGGGACAAAGGUACACUGUACGAGCUCUACUUUGCAAAAGAGAACUCCCAUGAAUUCCGUCACGUAACCCUCUUCCGUCCAUUUGGUCCGCUGAUGAAAGUGAGGAGCACAUCUGUGGACACAGCCAGCACAAUCAUUAACAUUAUAGUGCCUCUGUCCGGCAGAACGGAAGCUUUUGUACAAUUUCUACACAAUUUCAGGGAGGUUUGUUUACGUCAGGACAAACGAGUGCACCUUACAGUGGUCUACUUCGGGCAAGAGGGCUUGCAGGAGGUGAAGUCAUCAUUACAAAAACUGUCAAGUGAGGAGAGUUUCAACAACUACACUCUUGUUCCUGUGGACGAGGACUUUUCCCGUGGCAGAGGGCUGGACAUUGGUGCUCACGCAUGGACGAAAGGGACAGAUGUGUUGAUGUUCUUCUGCGACGUAGAUAUUUAUUUCACACUUGAAUUCCUCAGUACCUGCCGCCUCAACACAUCACCAGGCAAACGAGUGUUUUACCCAGUAGUAUUCAGUCUUUAUAAUCCUGCUAUUGUAUAUGGAAACCUUGAAUUGGCUCCGCCCAUUGAACAUCAGCUGAUACAUAAAAAAGAUGCUGGAUUCUGGAGGGACUUUGGAUUUGGGAUGACGUGUCAGUAUCGCUCUGACUUCCUCAACAUUGGAGGAUUUGAUCUAGAAGUGAAGGGUUGGGGAGUAGAGGAUGUCCACUUAUAUAGGAAGUAUCUGCGGAGCGAGCUGAUAGUGAUACGCACUCCUGUGUCGGGUCUUUUCCACCUGUGGCAUGAGAAGCUGUGCGCAGAUGAGUUGACUCCAGAACAGUACCGCAUGUGCAUCCAGUCCAAAGCUAUGAACGAGGCAUCUCACUCACAUCUGGGCAUGUUGGUGUUUCGAGAAGAGAUCGAAAACCACCUCCGCAAGCAGGCCUACAAGAGCCAGAGCAGGGCAGAGGAUUGAACUGGUCACACUAAAUCUGCUUAGAGUAAGCACAGUGUUCUUGUUCGGCCACAAGUUGGAUAAGCACACAGCAUAACCUGAAGUAGUAAAGAGGUCCAACUGAAAAUAUAUGGGUUACAAAAUAGAACUAAUUGAUAAAUUAGCUCUGCAAAUCCUGCUCUGAAAUGCUUAGAGACCCGUCCAUGUACUUUUACAUGAACAAAAAACACUUUAUUGGUGCUUUCUGUUUCAAGCACAUAACAGUCUUGCUUCUUCUUGUACAUUAUUUUAUUUUUCAUUAUUUUACAAAGCCAUGUUAUAUUUUUGUAUAGUUUUUUCUAUGAAAACAAUAUGCGCUGUGCUUAUCUUGUGAUUGGACAAGAGCUUCUAUGAUACAGAAGUGUGUUUUUGUUUGUUUAUUUGGAUUUAAUGUCAUGUUUUAUACUUUUGCUUCCAUUCAUGACAGGACAGGAAGUUACAGGUUACACAUGAUUCUUCAGUUCAUGUUCAAUGUCAUACACUGGCACAUGAUACAGAUGAAAAGUGGCACACAGCCUCAGUAUCCCAGUUACACUCUGUGUAACACUCAUCUCCCAAUUUAGUCAUUUCCAAUUCCUCUUUGUGAAUCCAGUUCCACUUGCAGAACCUCUGAUCAGAUCAAAAAGAGCCGAAUCACCACGAAGUGUCUAAUCAGUUAGUUUGUUGCACCACCUGAGCGACAUUUUCUCCUCAUAUGCCCAUGUAGAUUAUCUCCGAGAGCUCCAACCCAAUAACCUCAGUCUGUAACUUUGGCUAAUCUAAAUUCUCCAUAGGUGUGAGGGGAGUAUAAAUGUGUGCCGGUGUUUCUGGGACAUGCUCUGUACACACUGUGAUCUGAACCAGUAUAAAGCUGCUUUUGAAAAUGAAAGAAUAUAGCAGAAGUGAACUAGAAACUGUUUACUGUAUUAAAUUCAGCAUGACCAGUAAGUGCUUGGACCAGCCUUUGCUUUGUGUGUCAUUUCGUUUCAUUCCGUUUAACCGAGUCGUCCUGGAUUUUGCAUUGUUUAAUAACAUUUAUUAAUUUAAAAGAAGGGCAUUAUAAAUUCAUGAAUUCUGACACCUAACAAGUCUGAUCGCUGUAAUGUCUGAAACAGCAUGUGUCCAUGUGGAAUGAACUACUCUACUUUUUUUAAUAAACAGGGGAAUGCAGUCUCUUUGUCUUA
This is a messenger RNA of Trichomycterus rosablanca, 3122 nucleotides long. It is a transcript of the gene csgalnact2, whose product is annotated as chondroitin sulfate N-acetylgalactosaminyltransferase 2. Gene Ontology annotation, cellular component: Golgi cisterna membrane. The transcript is spliced from 8 exons. The record is from RefSeq and is a predicted model, not a curated record. NCBI's taxonomy places the organism in Eukaryota, Metazoa, Chordata, Actinopteri, Siluriformes, Trichomycteridae. Bases 316 to 1941 code for a protein of 541 amino acids. Gene Ontology annotation, molecular function: glucuronosyl-N-acetylgalactosaminyl-proteoglycan 4-beta-N-acetylgalactosaminyltransferase activity.